AUGAUUAACCAACUAGCUCGUUCCCAGAAACGAGUCGUCGGAGCCCCGCUGACUUUCCUCGGUCCACCAGUUUGCCCCGCCAAGGCGGAGAGCUUACCGGCUUCUACGGAGCACGAGGAUUUCGUUGGCAAUGACACGAAUUCGGCUGCUCUUGGGUCCCUGGAUGGCCAGUCAAGCCCUAUGUCCGCAGAUUUCUGGGCUGGCUACCUGAGCGGAGCCAUUGGUAUCAUCAUCGGCAACCCUUUGGAUAUUAUCAAGGUCCGCCUUCAGGCUUCACAUACUACCCCAGCGAAUGCGAUAACCCCGCCCAAUCCUAUAAGGGGCCAAUUUGAGGGCACCAGCUCCCUUGUCAGAGGCGCUGCGGCCCCGAUUCUUGGAUAUGGAGCUCUUAACGCCCUUCUGUUCGUUGCGUAUAACCGGACUUUGAUGUAUUUAUCGCCAACGACGACCGACCCAACAAACCCGCAAGGUGUGCCGUUAUCUCAGAUUUGGCUUGCAGGCGCAAUAGGAGGACUUGCAAGCUGGACAAUAUCUUCUCCAACUGAGCUCGUCAAAUGUCGUGCGCAACUCAGCAGCCAUCAGUCUGUUUCCUCCUGGGCCGUUGCAAAGGAUAUCUUACGCAAGUCAGGCCCAAAAGGUCUUUAUUUCGGGGGCCUAGUUACAAGUAUCCGUGACUCUGUGGGAUACGGCUUUUAUUUUUGGUCUUACGAACUCUGCAAGCGAUUGAUGGACUCCGGAGGGCCAAGUUCGCAACAAGAAGCCAUCACUAUUUUGUUGUGCGGUGGAAUUGCAGGUGUUGUAACGUGGGCAUCUGUUUUUCCACUUGAUGUAAUUAAAACGAGGCUUCAGGCUCAAUCUCUUCCAGGAGCUCGUUUGGGUAGCAUCCUUCCGGAUAGACACCUGUUGCUGGCCAGUGCAUCCCACUCUCAGACCCCCACGACUGGCCGGAUAUUGAAUUCGGUUGAGAUAACCAGGCAAGCAUACCGCUCCGAGGGCCUGAGCAUUUUCUACCGAGGGCUUGGAGUGUGUAGUAUUCGAGCGUUUAUCGUGAACGCUGUGCAGUGGGCGACUUACGAGUGGAUCAUGAAAGCCUUCGAACAAUCCCGUGAUCUACCUCAAAUUUUAGAGAAAAUUUAAGCUUCAUUAACUAUUCUGUACCAGUAUAAACCAUAUUAAAAUCUAGAUUAAAAUCUAGGUCGGAGAGAUCGCGGCCACCGUUCGUGAAGGUUGGUAUCCGUAUCUCCAAUGAUUUUAACCAUACGCAUCAUCCUAGUUGGUGGUUCCACAUUUCCAAGUGACUUUCUUGGGUUCCUGAGGGCUAAGCUAGCUGUAGUCUGUAUGACUUUGGACAUUGACAACGUCCGCCGAUGGGGAUUCCGUGGGAUUGGAGGCGCUUCGCAGAACCCGUCUCGAAACGACAACGCCAACAUAUAUCAUCCAGCGACUCUACUGUACCUGUGCUGAUCUGAUGGCGCAUUAGGGGCCAUUCUUGUAAGUCAAACGGCAACAUUUUCAACCCUCGUUUGACUCGGUAAUCUGCAUCGCAUCUCCAUCACCACGCUUCCCGUUAUCACUCGUCAAUCCGACCGCCGCUUCGGCUAGUUUCUGUGUAUGUG
This is a messenger RNA of Coccidioides immitis RS, 1616 nucleotides long. RefSeq names its product mitochondrial carrier protein. Gene Ontology annotation, biological process: transport. Lineage: Eukaryota; Fungi; Ascomycota; Eurotiomycetes; Onygenales; Onygenaceae. The coding region runs from base 1 to 1137 and encodes 378 amino acids. The transcript has 4 exons. The record is from RefSeq and is a predicted model, not a curated record. Gene Ontology annotation, molecular function: transmembrane transporter activity.